UACGCUCACUAAGGUCGGUAAAUAACGUACAAAUAGUCAGAAAUAUCAAAAUUUCAAGUGGCGCGCUUGUCCAUAUCUCGCGAGAUUUCCCGGUGUUCAGUACUUUGUCAGCAGCAGCGAUCCUCCACCAUUUCGCUGCGUAAAGUCUCCUCCCCGCGACCGCUACAUUCUGCGCCGAAACCCAGUCUCUCCCGGUCCGUAUUUUAACUUCUUCCCACAGACCUAGUGGUACCUCGUUGGGUACCGGGAGAAAGUUUGGAUUAUUGGCAUUACGGAUUGAGUGCGAUUUUACGUGGAUGACGACUCCUUCAACGAGAAUUUAGUAAAAGAAAAUUGGUCGGAAAUUUCAGAAUAUGUGGAGGGGACCCUAAUUUCAGCAUCCUGGAAGUAGAAAGCACAGAAGAUCUGUGUCUCACACCACAGACAGGUGCAGUGUGUAGCCGGGGCAUCACAGAGGAAGGAAGCUCUGGGGAGGAGGCGGUGCGGCAGCGUGCCUCUCCGGCUGUGGAUUUGCUGGGUGGCAACCCCCAGGCUGCACAGAAUGUGGCUGGGGAGUCACCUCGGCAUGCCCCGCAGCCGGUCGCAGCUGCCCCCCGCCCAGUCCCUCCGUUCACCAAUCCGUCCACUGUGCCAUUGCCGGAGAGCAACGACUCAGCAUUCCUCGGCAUGGAGAACGACCCUCCAACAUCGUUGCCUGAGACUCUCCCGAUCAGAAGCAACUCUAAGGACAGUGUCUCAGAAGAAGUCCCAGCUGAGGAGAGCGUUUCCGAAGUUGUUGGAGUUGCGAGAUCCUCGCCAACAUCCCUCACAGAGGACUGUAGUUCCUCUGCUGAGAUGCAAAGGCUUCAAGCUCCCCUUUGUCCUCCUCUCUCCUCAGAUAUACAGAUCGACAGCACAGUGCAAAAGUUGCAAUACGGGUCACAAACUGAUAAAGAGAAAAGGCACUCAAACAGUGAGACGAACGAGAUUCAGCCACUUGCAGAAGGUGCUGGACUUGUGGUUAUUGCGGGGACAAAGGAGAAACAGUCCGUCAGUUUGGAAUAUAAACCAGAAACUGAAACGAACAUGGAACUUGCUGAAAAAGAGCAGAGAGGCGAAAAUAUUCUCCCACAACCCCCAUCUCAAAUCUGUUUCACAACCUCAUCUCCUGUCCCACAAUCAGGUGUUGGUUUUGAACUCCAAGACAGCACAGAACAUGGGGUUGUGGAGCAGUCUGACAGGGACUCUCUUGUCCACGCAAAUCAAGGCAGCCAUAUACCUCCGUCAGGUGCUGCGUGGCAAGCAGGCGGUCACCAGGACUCAAAAUCAUCUCCGCUCCCCGUACCCUCCUCUGACAGUAGUGAGAUUAAACAAACUGACCUGUCACAAACACAGCCUAACAUCAUCAAGGAGAUCUCAAAUGAUGCCAGAGAAUCUCAGACAGCAAAUUCUUUGGAGUCAGUUGAGACAUUUGAGGAUGUUAAAGUGCUUGUUGAAACUUCUCACAGAGAAACACAACCUCCCCCAGCUGAAAUACUUGAGACCACAAAGGCAAGAGAAACACUUCACGGAUUAUACACUUUUGGAAACGAAAGCUCAGCGUCCAGCGACACAGCCGGCGACAUCCAGAGGAGCUGUGAUCGCCUUGAAGGAGAGCAGGUGGAGAGUAGCACAAGGGAAGAACAAACUGACACCUCCUCAUCUGACUUCACAACGCUGCCAGAGUGCUCUUCCACGCAGGAGAGUUCCCCAAAACCCUGCGCUGUUCCCCCUCUGUUUGACACAGGCAUAGUUGUCUCACUGCAGGCGGGGCAGGUGGUUGAAACAUCUCAUCCCUCCGAUCAACUCACCACAACAGAAACGUCGCUGGUUGCUGAACUUGCCGAGGCUCAAGAAAUCGUGGUUGUCAGGGAGGAGGCUCACAUCAGCGAGGAGUGGUCCGGCAUGCACCUGAAUCAGAGUUACCUGCUACAACGAGAGGACGGUAGUGUCUGUGAAGCUGCCAUCGUUAAUGAACUUUCUACUGGAGAACCAAAGCUGUACGAAGAGCGGGUUCAGUCAGAUAUGGAGUUAGUCUCACAGCCGGUGGAGGUGUAUGAGUUUUGCGGCCUGGUGGAGGAGGUUGCUGAGGAAACGGUGUGUGCCACUAGUAGUGCACAGAUGCCUCACUCUCCGGGAUACGAGGUGAACCUAUUCAACGCGUUACUAGAAAAUUCUGAUGAGUAUACUGUCAAACAGGACCUAGAACUGCACCUUGGACCAUCUAUUCACACAAUAAGUGAAAGCGACACUGUCAUCAUUUCCCAGCAGCCCUUGCCUUCAUCACAGGAUGCAAAUGAAAUGCAAGCUAACAAUACUUCUCAUAAUUUAUCCAUACAGAACACGAGGGUAGCUGCUGUCGGACAGCAUUUGGUAUUAGAUGCUAACCAAGCUGUUCAAGUGGCAAACUCGAGUGAGGUUUGUUUAGUUGAAGUAGCUGCUGUUACAUCUGACUCAUUCACUGUUGAAGAGACAGGCGCCAGUGCACAAAUUGUGACAACUUGUUCACAGGUCAGUGCAGCAGUCUCAGACCAAACAGAGGUGAGUGAUUCUUUUGUAAUUCAAACAGCUCCCCAAAAACAGGAAGCAGAAGCAACAGCUGGUUCGUUAUCUCUCAUAUCCCCAGUGGUUACUGGCGAGGACAUAGGGAUGCAAUUGUCCGAUGUUGUUUCAGUGCAUGUUUCUCAUGUAGAAAAACAGCCCUCCCUAAUUCAGACCCCAGGAGUCACUGUUGUAAGUGCCACAAAGCCUGAGGCCUGUGUUUCUUCACUUGAAGGGACCAAAGAAACCCCCGCUUUGACAGAGACUCCAUCCCAGAAUAUUCAGAAUGUUGCCGUGCCCGCAGAAACCAACCCAGGCGCUUUCCGCACCACUCUUUCCUCUAGUAUUAUAAAUCCAAAGCUGCUCCUUCUCAAACCGGGAGAAACUCCUCCCCUGAAACACCCACCCUCCCAUUUGGCACAGGUGUCCAAGCAACAGAAUGCGGCCGGCAAGCUGGCCAAUGCCCACAGCUCUUGGCCUGGCACAAUGUCUGAGGAGUGCCUUCCCCAAACUGUCUCAGCAGCAGACUCUUUAUGUGCGUCUGUGGCUCUUAGCAGCCAGAAAGAUCAGGUGCAGUGCUCCGUCAGUAAAAAUUCAGUGACGGCGGCGGUGCCUGUAAAGGUGCAGCAGCCUACGAUGAGCGGUAACAUCACACCUGCGUCUGUCACCCCCACAAGUAAAUCUGAUAAAGAGGCCUUAACCGUUACUAAAACUUCAGCAAGUGAAGCCGUGUCCCAAGAUGUUGUCGCACCCACCAGCGCCACCCCACCUACAACCCCUGACACCCUUCACGUGCUCACAACGUUGGUGGAAGGGGACAGUGCAACACCCACCAGUCCCAAUAACCCCAUCAGCCAACCUGACUCCCUCUACGCGGAGGACGAGAGUGAGGACAUGGAGCAGGAUGAGCCCGCGGGAGAAACGGAGGCUCAGGAAGUCACUUCAGGACAGGUUAGCAGUCCAGAGGAAGGCAGCGACGAAGAACCCGACGCUGACAAAACAGAAAGCGAAAUAACCACUCCCAGCUCGUCACACAAGCAUGGACAGAGCAGGACAGACAGAAAGGCACUGUUCCUUAAGGUGCGGCAGUGGAUCGCGGACAGGGUCACCGUGAAUUCAUCUCCUGUCUCACCCUCCACCUCCUCCUCCUCCUACCCCGGACCCUCACCCAUCAGCGAUUGGUCCACACCACGACGGGAGAGGUCCUCACCUCUCCGGGGUCCGCACGGCAAGUUCGUCUCUCCUUCCUCUGUCGGUGCCUACAGUUUGUCCUCUUCCCCUCCUGAUCAGACGCCUCAGCGAUCCCGCGGAGAGCGUCACACGGACAUGGCAGAACUGGCUAAACAUGAAGCCGACAUCGAGCAUCGAACCCAGGCAUUGAAGCGAGAGGGCUUCUGGUCGAUGAAGCGUCUCACCCGCCUGACGGAGCCGCCGCGACCCAAAGUUCACUGGGAUUACCUGUGUGAGGAGAUGCAGUGGCUCUCUGCUGACUUUGCCCAAGAGAGGCGGUGGAAGAGAGGUGUGGCUAGAAAGGUGGUACGAAUGGUGAUGCGACACCACGAGGAGCUGAGGCAAAAAGAGGAAAAAGCCAAGAGAGACGAGCACGCUAAAAUCAGAAGAGUUGCAUCUUCUAUUGCAAAGGAGGUCCGGGCUUUCUGGAGCAGUGUUGAGAAGGUGGUGCAGUACAAGCAGCAGUCCAGAUUGGAGGAAAAGAGGAAGAAGGCUUUGGACCUUCAGCUGGAUUUCAUUGUUGGCCAGACAGAGAAAUACUCAGACCUCCUCAGCAAGUCACUCGCACCCACCCGGCCCGCUGAAACUGUCCCUGUGACUCCCCAAAAAUCCCUGCCUCCUACCGCUGAUGAGGAUGACAGAGACUUUGAGCCUCCAUGUGAAGAGGAGGAUGAUGAGGAGACAAUAGAGGUGGAGGAGCAGCAGGAGGGCAAUGACGCUGAGAGCCAUCGGAGGGAGAUUGAACUGCUGAAGGAGGAGGGCAUGCUGCCGCUGGACCAGUUACUCAGCACCCUCAAACUGCCACAGGACUCAGGCUCAGAGGAAGAAUGCUCUGAUGAGACCUCUUCAUCAGUAGAGGAGGAAGAGGAAGAUGGGGAAUUCACUGCCAAUGAAGAAGAUGCUGAGGAUGAGGAGGAUACGAUCGCAGCCCAAGAGAAGGUAGAAGGAAAUGUGGAUCACGCAGAGGAACUGGACGACUUGGCCAAAGAAGGUGACAUGAGUAUUGAGGAGCUGCUGGAGAAAUACAAAGGAGCUUAUGCCUCAGACUAUGAGGCACCUUCUGCAUCUGGCUCUAAAGCAAGCUCUGACUCUGAGGUGUCUGGGGAUGAGGAGGAGGAGAGCGAAGAAGAUGAGAGUGACGUGGAAAGCAACACUUCCUCCUCAGAUUCACCAGGAGACAGUGCAGAGGAUGAAGACAGUGAGAAAGAAGAGGAGGAGAGUGAGGAAGAAGAGGAUGAUGACUGUGGAGAUGAAGGGAUGGAGGUUUUGCUGAAGGAGGGAGACCACAGCCCACCUUCCUCUACCUCGCGGCCAAAGAAAGAAAUCAGCCACAUUGCUGCUACUGCAGAGAGCCUGCAGCCUAAAGGCUAUACUUUGGCUACGACGAAGGUCAAGACCCCCAUCCCAUUCCUGCUUCACGGCACAUUACGAGAAUACCAGCACAUUGGACUCGACUGGCUGGUCACCAUGUACGAGAAAAAGCUAAAUGGCAUUUUGGCUGAUGAGAUGGGUCUGGGAAAGACCAUCCAGACUAUUGCUCUGCUGGCUCACCUCGCCUGUGAAAAAGGUAACUGGGGCCCUCACCUCAUCAUCGUCCCCACCAGUGUGAUGCUGAACUGGGAGAUGGAGCUGAAGCGCUGGUGUCCUGGGUUUAAAAUCCUCACCUACUUUGGCAGCCAAAAAGAGAGAAAGCUAAAGAGACAGGGCUGGACGAAGCCUAAUGCGUUCCACGUGUGCAUCACUUCGUACAAGCUGGUGCUUCAGGAUCACCAGGCCUUCAGACGCAAGUCCUGGCGCUACCUGAUCCUAGACGAAGCUCAAAACAUCAAGAACUUCAAGUCUCAGCGCUGGCAGAGCCUGCUGAACUUCAACAGCCACCGCCGGCUGCUGCUGACAGGAACUCCUCUGCAGAACAGCCUGAUGGAGUUGUGGUCUCUGAUGCACUUCCUCAUGCCCCACGUCUUCCAGUCGCACCGCGAGUUCAAGGAGUGGUUCUCCAACCCGCUGACGGGGAUGAUCGAGGGCAGUCAGGAGUACAACGAGGGCCUAGUCAAAAGGCUCCACAAGGUGCUGAGGCCGUUUCUGCUCAGGAGGAUCAAGGCCGACGUUGAGAAGCAGAUGCCCAAGAAAUACGAGCAUGUGGUGCGCUGCCGCCUCUCCAAGAGACAACGCUUCCUCUACGACGACUUCAUGGCACAGGCCUCCACACGGGAAACGCUGGCCAGUGGUCACUUCAUGUCUGUGAUUAACAUUCUCAUGCAACUCCGCAAAGUGUGCAACCACCCCAACCUGUUUGACCCUCGGCCCAUCCAGUCUCCCUUCAUCACGCAGCGCAUCGUUUUCCACACAGCCUCCCUGGUGCAGGAGGCCCUGGAUGUCUCUCCUCUGAAGCGCUGCGACCUGUCGCUGUUCAACUUUGUUAGUUUGGAGACCCGUGUGUCCCGGUACCAGGCGGAUGUCUUCCUGCCGCGCCACAAGGUCAGCCGCCAGCUAAUCCAGGAGAUCAUGGAGUCCCCUGAACCUCCUCCGAGACCCAAACCCGUACGCAUGAAGGUCAACAGGAUGUUCCAGCCGCCUCCUAAAGGUGACAACAGGCCGGUCCUUCUGAUGAACAAACCUACCUGCUCCGUGCCCCCUGCAGCUCAGACCCCCAGACCUCCUCCAGUAACCGAAGUCUCUGCAACUCCUGCACCUGCUCCUGUCGUUCAACAAGUGGUGUGUUCAGUGGCGUCCAACCCCCCUCCCCGCCCGUCCAUGCAUCCUGCAGCUCAAACUGCAGUGAGAUCCAGCGUGCCCAAGCCAGUGCUGACCGUACGGCCUCCCACUGCUCCCUGCACAGCCAGUAUUCCCGCUCACGCAAGUCCAAGCCCCAGCAGCGUCAUGCCCCAGAGGGUUCUGCUCAGUCCAGAUAUGCAAGCCAGGUUGCCUUCUGGUGAGGUAGUGAGCAUAGCCCAGCUCGCCUCCUUGGCGGGCCGACCUGUGUCGUCAUGUCAGGGCAGUAAACCCGUCACCUUCCAGCUUCAGGGCAACAAGCUGACUCUGUCUGGAGCCCAGAUCCACCAAGUCCCAGCAGCUCCUCCACGUCCAGUUCAAGGUAAUGUGAUGCACCUGGUGUCCAGUGGGGUGCAGCACCACCUCAUCAGCCAGCCUGCUCAGGUGUCUGUCCAGAGUGCAGCCAACACACACCCUGCGAACACCUCCACUGCUCCCCCUGCGAACCGCCUGCCUCAUAAUGCCUCCUCGCAAGUGCCCUCCUCCAUGGUUAGCAGCCCCGGCGUCGUGAAGAUCGUUGUGCGACAGUCAGCAGGCAAGGAGGGCGGGCCUGUUCCCACCCUGGCAGUGGCCCCUUCCCCUCGUGUUGCUCCUCAGGCAUCCCCUUCCCUGCACGCCCAUGCCAACACAACCCCUGUCAGAAACACUGCUCCACUGCAAAUUUCCCAGCGCACCCCCGGUCCCGCUACCGCCCACUACACCAUAGCUCCUCCCAGAAACCCUAGCUCCACCCAAAACCAGCCCCAACCCCCUCGCCCUGUCCUCAAAGUAGUGCAGCCUCCUUCAUCAAGCACAGAGCAGCCAGCUCCAGCGACCCCCUCAUCUUCUGUGUCCAAGGCUUCAACAGCACCACGUGACAGCAGCAGCAGCAGCAGCAGCAGUCAAACACCGGCAACCACGAAGUCGAGGCCCAGUGCGGGGGCAAAAGCCUACCCUCCACCCAGGAAAGUGCCUCGGCCACCUCCUCGCUCUCCGUUCCACAUGUCAUGGCUAGCAGAGAGUCACAAACAGCAGCACGACAGCCGGCUGGACUUUAUCAUUCGAGUCAACGAGCAGCACUGUGGAGCAAAGCCUGUGUACGGCCUGGAGGUUUUGGACUUCCUGACUUUUCUCCCCAGUCUUCGUCCCUCCCCGGCCGCCCAGAGCUCUCAGGGCGAGUGGGGCCGAUCGGGUCACAGCAGCUGUCUGUUCGCACAGUGGCAAAACAAAUACGACUACUGGUGUCAGAGUCAUGCUGUGAGAGAGGCCAUCCACAGCAUCGAGGAGAGGCUGGGGCUGCUGAGUGACAUGAUAGACAGGUACACAUUCGUGAUUCCCCCUGUCGAGGCUCCUCCAAUCUCCAUGCACUGCUGCCAUCCUCCUCCCUCCCUGAGCCACAAACAGACAGUCUUCUCCUCCCUGCUAUCAACUCAAGUUGCCCCACUCACUCGCAGUCUCCAUCGUAUCCAGUGUAACAUGAGGACCCAGUUCCCGGACCUGAGGCUCAUACAAUAUGAUUGUGGUAAGCUUCAGACUCUCCACACUCUGCUGCGAAAGCUGAAGACAGGAGGCCACAGGGUGCUGAUCUUCACUCAGAUGACGCGUAUGUUGGAUGUCCUGGAGCAGUUCCUCAACUACCACGGACACAUCUACCUCCGCCUGGACGGCAGCACCCGCGUGGAGCAGAGACAGGCCCUCAUGGAGCGCUUCAACGCAGACCGUCGCAUCUUCUGCUUCAUCUUGUCAACUCGCAGCGGAGGUGUGGGGGUGAACCUGACCGGGGCAGACACUGUGGUUUUCUACGACAGUGACUGGAACCCCACCAUGGACGCCCAGGCGCAGGACCGUUGCCAUCGUAUAGGCCAGACCCGAGACGUCCACAUCUACAGGCUGAUCAGCGAGCGCACGGUGGAGGAGAACAUUUUAAAGAAAGCCAACCAGAAGAGGAUGCUGGGAGAUAUGGCGAUCGAAGGAGGAAACUUCACCACUGCCUUCUUCAAACAGCAAACCAUCCGAGAGCUGUUUGAUAUGAAUGACGGAGAGAAGCGAGAGAUGGCCGUGGAGCUGUCGGUGCCCCAAGCUGAGGAGGAGGAGGCCGUCAACAAACAGAGCACCACCAUUCUGGAGCAGGCCCUGUGCCGUGCUGAGGACGAGGAGGACAUCGUGGCAGCCUCUCAGGCCAAAGCAGAGCAGGUGGCAGAGCUGGCGGAGUUCAACGAGAACAUACCGCUGGAUGACGGAGGGGAACAGGAGGAAGUGGAGGAGCUCUCCAAGGCUGAGCAGGAAAUAGCUGCUCUAGUGGAGCAGCUCACUCCCAUUGAACGCUACGCCAUGAACUUCCUGGAAGCCUCAUUAGAAGAUGUUUGCAAAGAAGAGUUGAAGCAAGCAGAGGAGCAAGUGGAGGCUGCCAGGAAGGGCUUGGACCAGGCCAAGGAGGAGGGGCUUAAACUUCACGCCUCAUCUGACGAUGACGAUGACGACUUUUUGUCACCGCCAGCGUCUGUGGAGCCCGCUCAACCAGCUCCUGCCCGCCGUGGCCGUAAACCCAAGGACAAGGACAAGAUAGUCACCUCCACAAGGACCAGUGGUCGGCUUCGUGGCGCCUCGCCGGAAACUGAGGCUGAGCCUACGACCCCUAGAGAAGUGCCUGAAAGACCCCGUCUUGGUCUGAGAGGACGAGGAGCUGCCAAAGACACAGGUGCUGUGUCUACCACCCCGUCACGCACAGACCAUCAAAAAACCUCCUCAUCAACAAGACUCCAAGACUCCACCAAAUCUUCAAAAGCUUCAUCACCUGCCCGAGACCACCAGACCACCAAAACCAGGACUCUACCAAACCGCUCCCAUCCCAGUCCAGUGCCUUCCCCUCCCUCAACCUCACCCCCUGGAGGGAAACAACAGGGUGUCAUGGAGACUGAUGGCAAGAGCUCCAAAGCCGGCAGAGAGGACAAGGAGGCGGAGAAUGAGAGGAGGAUAUCUGAAUCGUCGCUCGAAUCCAGCGGCCCGGCGGACAGUCAGACAAAAGAUGAUGACAGCAAAGACCACAGCUCCAUGUCUCCCCCCUCCACCAGUUCCAGGUCGCCUCGCAAGCGCCAGUCUGCAGAUGGUGAAGUCCUGCGGGGCCUGGUUGAAGACUCCCCAUCAGCCAAAGUGUUGCGGAAGCUUCCAGGGAGGCUUGUCACUGUGGUGGAGGAGAAGGAACCGAGAAAGAGAAGGCGGCGUGGAAGCGGCACUGGAGGUGGAGGUUCUUCAGAAGAGGCGACUGCGGAGGAGGCCGCUGCUGGAUUUGUUGAUGAACCAAACAAAGACAUCACACCACCGAGCCCUGACAGCAAAACUAAAGAGACUGUUACCAAACCCCCUCAGGACCAAGACUCCACCCCGAGUCCGUCAGUGCAGCCACAGCCUGUCAGAAGUUAUCCUCCAUAUUCUCCACCACAUCUUUCUCCUGACAUGCCUGUGCUGAGAAACCUUCCUGUACGCCGCAGGUUGGAAACUGAAUCUCGCAUGGCCGCUCAGCUGGGGGAGCAACACCAGCAUCUAGGUCGAGGACGGGGAGGAAAUCAGUCCAGGAAAACAGACACGCUGCCAGGCAGAGACGCCACUUCAACCUCCUCAGAGUCCAGCGUGAAUUCUCUUGUGACACCUCUGAAAAGAAAGAGGGGCCGGCCCCCUAAGACCCCCCCGAGGUUACCUGAGCCUGACAACACAGCGACUCCUUCCCCGCAGCCCACCUUGCCAAGUGAGGAGGGGAACCCGCCUCUCUCCCCAAAACGGAAGAGGGGUCGUCCCCGCAAAGACUCCACAACCACGCCCGACACUGUUAGUGAAGGACAGAACUCUAAAAAAGAGACCGCCACUACUGAUGUAUCUGGUUUAUCAAAAACUGAUGCUGGCACAGAGCCAGCAUCAUCAGAGACCCCCACAGCUGCUGUCAUCAGCACAGGUCAGGCUUCCCAGUCCACCACAGCUGAGGAAACGGACACUAAGACUGAGGUUUCAGCCCCUGCUCCAAAUCCAGCACAAACCUCCACACCAGCCUCAGCUUCGGUCCAAACACCACCUGCACCUGCACCCCAUGUGACCCCACCCCUCCCUGUGGCCGCCUCCACAUCAGCCUCAACCCAAACCGUUAGUUCAGAUCCGGCUACAGUUCCGAUCUCAGCCGCAACAUCAACCCACAUUUCCUCUGCAUCCUCUUCAACACUUUCCACAUCUGCUACCAUCCCAGUCACUGCUACCACAACUCCACCUCCACCUCCACCUCCACCUGUCAGCACCGUUUCAUCAUCUCCUCCAGGUGAAAAACCAACACUUCCACCAUCUACAGCUCCCAUAGAGCCAAAACCUUCAACUUCUACAGCUGUGAAAACAACAGGAUCAGACACUGCCAAAACUACCACGGUUACCACACCAGUUGCAACUGCACCACCCACCACGGCUGUCAAAGCAGUUCCAACAUCAGUCCCCGCCACAAUAAUCACAGCAGCUACAACCAUAGUAUCAAAACCAGUAAGUGUUACACCAGCAGUCACCACUACAGUGAAACCAGUCACAAUAACUAAAGCUAUUGCAGCAAAGGACUCGCCACAAGCCUCUGCUCUGUCACCUUCAACGUCUGCUCCGACUACUGUAAGCUCCGCCCCAGUUGCCACUUCCUCAAGCCCAGCUACACCUUCACCAAAACCAUCCUCAACGUCUUCCCCCACUACAGCAAUAACUACGACAACAACAACGAAAACAGUCCAAGCUUCUUCAUCCAACUCAGCAGCAACUAUGACAACACCUGCAGUAAAAGGAGUACAAACAGCUCCAUCAAGCCCAACAACAGUUACGACAACAACUCCAGUAAAGAUGGUGCAAGCAAGUUCAUCAAACCCAACAACAACGAUGACAACAGCCCCACUAAAACCAGUGCAAGCAGGUCCAUUAAACUCAACAAGUUCGUCAACAGUCCCAACUACAAGCCCAGCCACGUCUGGCAGUGCUUCUUCAACACCACCAACAAAAACAGCUGCCACAUCUGCUGCGAAUACAGCUCCAUCUUCUCCAGCCCAAACAAGGACGCAUGAAACAAGCACCAACGUCCCAGCCAAACUGGUGCAAACAGUGCAAGAGGCUGCACAGGAAAAAGUAGCUGUCAAGUCCCCAGCAGUAUCUCCCAGUCCAGUCUGCACCCCUUCCCCAACUACAGCCCCCGCCAGUUUUACUACAGCCGCAGAAGCAAAGGUGGUUGCAGUAACUUCGUCACCCCCAACAGGAGUCGUCAAAGCAACAACACCUGCAGCAGCAGCCCCCUCCAAAGAACACACUUCUACUACUGCUCCCCCUGCACCAACUGCAGAAAAGACUGUCAACAUCACGCCCCCAGUAACAACUGCCACAGAUGCUGUCGCCACAACUACGUUAACCCCAGAAAAGUCAGUUACAGUUGAUUCCACAAACACUGUUGCAACUACCCAAGUAUCCACUAUCACAGCUGCUCCUGAGCCAGUAACGACAACCACAGCUGCUCCUCCUGAGACCACCCCCCAAAACUCUGCACCCACAGGUGUUUCCCCAGAGGUGUCUACACCAACCCAUACGGAGGCCCUGCCCCAGAUACUAACAUCUGCUCCUUCCAGUGUUUCAUCUGAGAAACUAUCUACAGAGUCUAAACAGAAAGUUUCUGCUUCUAAAAGUGACUCGGACCCGGUGACAGAAAUGGAAGUAGAUGCUGUGGCGGCCGGAGGGACAAGCAAGGAGGAGGAUGACAAAAAGCAGGAGAUCUGUAAGUGUCAGCCUAAAAGGAUAAAGGUGGAGAGUUCCUCUGAGACCCAAGACUUGGAGCCAGGAAGGGAUGGUGCAGACGGAGAAGCAAAGACUACAACCACCCCUCACAAAGAAGAACCUAAGCAACAGGUUCCAACAGUGGAGGAAGCUACUGAAGAUCAGAAACCUCCCAAACAGAAAAGGCCACUUAGUCGCCAGAGUAGCCAGGAGUCCACUCGCUCUUCUUCUCCAUCAUCUGGAGGCUCUACCACAACCCUCACUCGCCACGCUCACCACAGGAGGACGUAUGAAAACAGACAUCCUGCAAAGAGGAGGCGAGUAGACGUCACCUUAGAAGGGGACGAGGAGAUAAAGGAGGAAGGUGGGGAAAUAAAAGAGGGAGGCAGCAAGGAGGACCUCACCACCUCUACCUCUCGGAGGAGGCACUCCAGGUCUUCCUCAUCCUCCUCCGACUCAGACAACAGCGAGAGCAGGAAGGAGCACCGGCUGACUCGCUCAGCCAAGAGGAGGCUGCAAGAUCAGGAGAAGGAGAAGGGCAACAGCCGGCCAGGGAAGAAACCCGGACACAGCACUGACAGAAACGCAUCCAACAACGCCAACGCAUCUACAGGCGGAGAGUCUGGCAGCGAUACAUCUUCUGUCAGGAUCACCAGAAAGUCUGCGGGAUGUCAGCCUUCACAAGACAGUAAAGCUCAGACGAACAGCGCCCCCUCGUUGCCUCCUGAGCCUGAGGUCCUGGGGAAGAGAUGCUCAGCACUCAACGCAGCAGCCAAGCUUCUCGCAAUGAAGGGCAGAGUGGACACCCCCGGCCACACCACUCGGAAAGACUCAGCAGCCAAGUCCACCGGGACUUCGCCUGCCUCCUCUUCUGACAAGAACCAAAAGCCUAAAAACAAAAGUGUACCAGCUUCUCCUCAGAGCAACUCUGUAACUCUUACUAAUAGUAAAAGCAGUGGCAGCAAACCCUCAACACCCAGUCAGUCAAGCCGCUCUGCUUCCCGCUCCACCAGGCAGUGCCCCGGUUCUCUGGUUCCGCCCCUGGAAGGGGAGUACAAGAGGUGUAAGCCAGAGGAAAAGGACAGGGGGAGCAGGAAGCUGUCAAGGGGAAAGGAAGGCGAGGCUGAGGCCCAGUCUCUGUCCAGGGGCCACAGCGCCUGCAGCAGCAUGAGCAGUGACGGCGAGGGCGACGGCGGCGGACGCAGCAGCAGGAGUCGCAGCAGCAGCAACAGCAGCCAACGGACCCAUAGCAUCAGCUCUCAAAACACGGAGCACAGAGAGUCCCGCUCCCGCGGCGCUUCCUCCGGCAGCGAGCGCGAGAGGGACCGCAGCUCGGAUCGGAUGAAGAGCAGAGACAAAAAAGAGAAGCAGGGCCAACAGCGGGAGAGCCGCAAGGAAAGCAGGAGGUCUCAGAGGCUCUCGCAGGAGGUGACCAGCGGUUCAGGAACUGAGGGGACACCGGACAGGGUGCUGCGGAGCGUCGCGGCACUCGCAGCGGUGCAGGCCCGGUCACCGGCCGCAAGCACCCGCUCCUCUGCCAGUCAACAGCGUCACAACAAGACAUGAUCGGAGUGCCAAAGGGAAGCAAUGGAAUCCAGAGUGUUGUUGCAGAGCACGAUACGAGAGCUCGUCAUGACCUCCAAGGUUGCUGCUUUGUCUGCUUCUCUUAACAAUGCAAGGGAUCUGAGUGCUGCACAAGCCAGGGACCUCCCUGCCUCUUGGGCCCUCUCCCUUUCCAAUUGGAGCUGGUCCCCUCACCAGCUCAGCUAUUGUCGGCUGGGGGAAGGCUCAGGGACGCUGGACUGAGGGUAAAAAAAAAUGUGGCGCCAUCAUUGUGCGUCCCUAAACAGACAGAGAAAUGGUGCAGUGGAUAAAUUCACCACUUGGACUUGAGGGGGGGACAAAGGUGCAGGAGGUAAUAAAGGCAAGUUGUUAGUUCACAUAAUGUACUGUACUCAUUAAAGACUGGAACACUCAGAUCUUAUGUGUUAAGAUGGGAUUAUACAGCACCCUCUAUCAGGGUUAUAAAUGAAAAGUCAUUUGUGUGACAUAAACUUUCGAGUGACCAGUUGUAUUGUAAGUUGGAGGUUUUAGAAAGUUUGGUUUUGAGAAUUUCGUCAGCUGUCCUGACUUGUUUCUUUGUAGUCAGUUGAUAAGUUAUGCAUAUUUUAUUAUUUCUUCCAGGGUAUUAGGAAGAGAAACAGAUCUGUCAAUGUGAUCUUUGCUGCACUAUGCUGGAGCUUGUCUUUGCUUGGGUCCCUUCUUUUCCAUGUCGAUUUCUGUUCAUUGGAUUCAUUUUUAAAUCCAGCCUUUGCAUUUCUCAUUUGCACAUCUGAUAACAUGGCCCUCGGCUUUUUGAGUACAUUGUGGUCUAGUAAUUUGUUUUCUUUUUUUUACAUCAACUUGAGUGAAAUAAUUGGUUCCUGGUAUCUCACAAUGUAUCGCUUCCCGUUUGGAAAUGUAUUAAUUGAAGUCGCAAAUUGUCAUGGAAGACGUCACAUCUGGAGACAAAACCCGAAUCUUCCCAAAGGAGGUUAUUGUUUAAAUCCACUUUGUCAUGUAUUUAUAUUGAAAGGGCAAGUUAAUGUUGUUGAAAUUAAAGAGUGCCUCUUUGGCCAAAUGGGUUUGAACCUCAGAUUGCCUUGUGAAACACCUGAAGCCGGGGUGUUGAGCUUCUAUUUAAAAAAAAAAAAAAGAAAAAAAAAAAAAAGAAAAAAGCCAAACAAAAAAAAAAACACACCCCAACAAAAAAAAACAUCAAGAAAAACACCCUGUGCAUCAGUGCUACCAAAUUAAUGUUUUCUUUUUCACCUGAGUUUUUUUUUUUUUUUUGUCACGUCACUUCAUUGCUCUUUGUUCAUGUAAAAAACAAAAAAAGCAAAAAAAAAAAAUUUACUUGGACAAAAUAUGUGAAUAAAAUUACUGGUACAGUUCCAGAUGACUGUAAAUUGUCGAUUUACUUUUGGACUUGUCGAAAGUGAUUUUGAGCAAAGGUUAUAUUUGGAGGGGGGUGGGGGUGGGGGUGGGAGGGUAGUACAUGGUGAUGGUCUUAUUUUUUUGAUUUGUGUCUCUUUCAUUUGUUGCAUUCCUUUUUGAUCCCUUGUAAUUCCACAUUAUUUUACUUGAAAGAUUAAGACAAUUACAGUUGAAUAAAAAGACCAAAAAUUUGUUGCCAGUUUUCAUUGUGUUGAAGGUUUUUGUUUAACUGUGGGUGAAAUUCAGGAACUUAAAAUAAAAUACUUCCUCAUGGUAACAAUAAAAAUACUACCGGUACUCUGAAUUAAACAAGACAGACACAGAAGAACAGAACAUGGCAAUAUUUUAUUUUAAAAACAAAACUGUAUUAAAAUAAAUGAGUGAUGCAAAAUUCAACAGCCAUAAUAUUACACAGUAGCAAAGUGGCUGCUAAAUAUCUUCCUGUCUGCUGUUAACUGUGCCGAUGGGCACUUCUCUGCUUCCAAAGGAGACUUGAGCGAGGACUGUACGCCCUUUAACAUCAACUGUUUUUGUUAAUUUUAGUUUUCUUUACAGAUUUGUCACAUUGUGGUGCUAGGCAGGUUCUUCUCUCUGUAAAUUCUUAUUUCCAGGAUUUUCCAGCUAAACUAAAUGGAGACUUUGCACGCUGUGACAAACAUGUGAAGAAAAAUAACAGGUUAAAGUCUAAAUCCAGAGUAUAGUGUCAGGUAAAGCCAAAGACUCAGAGUGGAAACGUGUGAAUACAAACUAAAUAAAAAAACUCAAUCCAUCCCUUCUUGACAAUGUUAGUGCACAACAUCACGUUCUCAGCUUGACAUGAAGAAGGCACAGUUUUGAAAAGAAAAAAAAAAACAGAUUUCAUUUUGUGUUGUUGCAGAACUUCUCUUGUAGCAGCUUACACAACAAUGUAAAUCAUAAAUACAACCUGG
Messenger RNA from Seriola aureovittata, 16214 nucleotides. It is a transcript of the gene srcap, whose product is annotated as Snf2-related CREBBP activator protein. The coding region runs from base 667 to 13875 and encodes 4402 amino acids. Gene Ontology annotation, cellular component: Swr1 complex. Gene Ontology annotation, molecular function: ATP hydrolysis activity; ATP binding; ATP-dependent chromatin remodeler activity. The record is from RefSeq and is a predicted model, not a curated record. NCBI's taxonomy places the organism in Eukaryota, Metazoa, Chordata, Actinopteri, Carangiformes, Carangidae. The transcript is spliced from 34 exons.